AGCCAGUGUUUCUAUUUUCCUUUUUUUCUUCCAGUCAAAAUGCUAAGAUAUACAGUUUCUCUUUCCAUCUCUCUCUCUCACACAUGCAUGCACACACACAGAGUAACCUUUGUACCUGUAUGUGAUAAGCUGAAAGCUCAGAACCUCAGAAUGUGUUUCUAGAGACGGAAGUGAUCAGUCACCUUUACAGUUUCGACACCUCCUGUGUGUUUGAGCGUGUGUCUGUUCUCAGGAAGAGGGGAAAAUGGCAGACGGUCAGCUAACCAGUCAAGAGUCCUUCAUGUGCUCAGUCUGUCUGGACCUGCUAAGGGAUCCCGUCACCGUCCCCUGCGGUCACAGCUACUGUAUGGGCUGCAUUGAGAACCACUGGCGCCACGAGAGAGCCGCCCGAGUCGUCUACAGCUGCCCACAGUGCAGACAAAGCUUCACGUCAAAGCCUGACCUCAGGAAAAACGUCCUCCUGGCCCAAGUGGUGGAGAAUCUCAGAAACCCCUCUGAUGUCCAGGUGGCCCCUCUUCCUGAUUGUUGUUAUGCUGGACCUGGAGAUGUUGAGUGUGACAUCUGCACCGGGAGGAAACUGAAGGCCGCGAAGUCCUGUCUGGAGUGCCUGGUGUCUUACUGCGAGAGCCACAUCGGGCGCCAUGACGAACUCUUCUCAGGGAAGAGGCACGUGUUGGUCAAGGCCUCGCCGUCUCUGAAGAAGAGGAUCUGCCCUCGACACCACAGGCUGACGGAGGUGUUCUGCUGGACAGACCAGCAGGGACUUUGCUACCAGUGCAUGCUGGAAGGACACAAGAGCCACGACAAGGUUUCAGCAGCAGAGGAGAGACAGAAACAAGAGCAGGAAAUGCGGCAAAAAAUCAAGCAAGGAAUCCAGGUGAGAAUGGAGGAGUUGCCGGAAGUGAAGACGACUUUGGAGACUCUCAAGAGUUCUGCACAGAUAGCAGUGGAGGACAGUGAGAGGAUCUUCACUGAGAUGAUCCGCUCCAUUGAGAGAAGGCGCUCUGAGGCUGAGGUGAGUCGGGCUGAAGGACUCCUGAAGCAACUGGAGCAGGAGAUUGCUGAUCUGAGGAGGAGCGAUGCUGAACUGGAGCAGCUUUCACACACAGACGAUCACAUAUUUUUCCUCAAGAAUUUCCAGUCUCUCUACAUAAACCAUGAAACCGAGGAUCUACUCAUCACCAAUGCCAGUGGUAAUCCCUUUGAUAAAAUAAAAAGAGCAGUGUCUCAUCUCAGAGAUCAACUUAAUGACUUUAAACUGGAGAAAGGAAUUGCAUCUAUUGAAACAGUCAAUCCGGAGGUUCUUUUGCCAGUACCAAAGACAAGGGUUUUUGCACUAUGUUUCUAAGUUGACACUGGAUCCCAACACAGCAUUCAAGCACCUUAGACUAUCUGAGAAGAGCAAAAUGGUGUCACUGCACCUCCUA
This is a messenger RNA of Alosa alosa (allis shad), 1427 nucleotides long. RefSeq names its product E3 ubiquitin-protein ligase TRIM47-like. NCBI's taxonomy places the organism in Eukaryota, Metazoa, Chordata, Actinopteri, Clupeiformes, Clupeidae. Gene Ontology annotation, molecular function: zinc ion binding. The record is from RefSeq and is a predicted model, not a curated record. The transcript is spliced from 6 exons. The coding region runs from base 245 to 1348 and encodes 367 amino acids.